AUGGGCUCUGUGUCAAACCAGCAGUUCGCAGGUGGCUGCGCCAAGGCGCCGGAGGAGGCGCCGGAGGACGCCGCCCGGGCGGCCGAGGAGCCGCAGCUGCUGCACGGUGCCGGCAUCUGUAAGUGGUUCAACGUGCGCAUGGGGUUCGGCUUCCUGUCCAUGACCGCCCGCGCCGGGGUCGCGCUUGACCCCCCAGUGGAUGUCUUUGUGCACCAGAGCAAGCUGCACAUGGAGGGCUUCCGGAGCCUCAAGGAGGGCGAGGCCGUGGAGUUCACCUUUAAGAAGUCUGCUAAGGGCCUGGAAUCUAUCCGCGUCACGGGCCCCGGUGGGGUGUUCUGUAUUGGGAGCGAGAGGCGGCCCAAAGGGAAGAACAUGCAGAAGCGCAGAUCAAAGGGAGACAGGUGCUACAACUGUGGAGGUCUAGACCACCAUGCCAAGGAAUGCAAGCUGCCACCCCAGCCUAAGAAGUGCCACUUCUGCCAGAGCAUCAGCCACAUGGUGGCCUCGUGUCCACUGAAAGCCCAGCAGGCCCCCAGCUCACAGGGAAAGCCAGCCUACUUUCGGGAGGAAGAAGAAGAAGAGAUCCAUAGCCCUGCCCUGCUCCCAGAGGCCCAGAAUUGAGCUACAGUGGGUGGGGGCUAUGCUUUUGUGAUCAGGAAGUUUUGAGGAGCAGGCAUCAAUCGGCAGAGUGGAGAAAGUGGGGACAGGGUGGGUAGGGGGCAGCUGGCGCUGCCAUGUGUCUCAGGCCGGGGUCCACAGCAUCACCCCCUCUCCCUUCUUGGCAGGGUAGGGGGAAGGGGUGAGGCAAAUGAACUCCAACCAUGCUCUAUCCAAAUGCUUGUGAGCGUGUUCUGGGGAAAAUCUCUCCCUGUGUGCUUUAGCUGAG
Molecule: messenger RNA, 886 nt
Organism: Lynx canadensis (Canada lynx)
Lineage: Eukaryota; Metazoa; Chordata; Mammalia; Carnivora; Felidae
Gene: LIN28A
Product: lin-28 homolog A
Exons: 4
Coding region: 1-621 (206 amino acids)
Molecular function (GO): nucleic acid binding; zinc ion binding
Source: RefSeq, a predicted model, not a curated record